AUGUUUAUGUGAUGGGAACUGGCCAUGAGGUGAGGUCCACCAUAGGCGAGGGAUGCAUGGGCCAAAAGUUGUGGAUUGGAAGAUCCUAACCGUCGACUAAUAGAAGGGUUUGGAUUGACCAUCCAGUGCUGUUUCUGUUGCGUCCUUCAAUGCUUUUCUACCAUCCAUCAGAGACGGGCGUCGUCCCAUCGUAGCCGUUUGUCAGUUGCGACUCGUACAAGCCGGGGCCCACCUUGCCUUUACCAUCUUCUUGCCAGGAUCCCCCUGCAACCCCCCCGCGGCUCUCUCCCUCUCCCUCUCCCUCUCCAUGGAAGUCGCCAUUUCGUCCCGCUUCUCGCUCGAGCCGCGCAUGGUAGCAUCUUCCCCUUGGAGAACUAGAAAACCGAAAAGAACCCUGAACUCCACUAGGGCAUCUCUAAACAGCAGUUUCAUUGCUCCUUCCGUCAGCGGCAGUGUUGCGGGCGGCUUUUGCGGUCAGAAAAUCCACCCCAUUUCUCUAAAUAGGACGGUCUCGGGUUCUCGCGGCAAGCGGGGCGUUGUGACCAUGGUCAUUCCUUUCUUGAGGGGAAGUGCAUGGGAGCAACCACCUCCGGAUCUUGCUUCUUACUUGUACAAAAAUCGAAUUGUAUACCUAGGCAUGACUCUUGUUCCAUCUGUGACCGAGUUGAUCCUAGCAGAGUUCCUAUACCUUCAGUAUGAGGAUGCUGAGAAGCCAAUUUACCUAUAUAUAAACUCCACAGGGACAACUAAGGGUGGGGAGAAGUUGGGCUAUGAGACGGAGGCUUUUGCGAUCUAUGAUGUUAUGAGGUAUGUUAAGCCCCCUAUUUUCACACUUUGUGUUGGUAACGCUUGGGGAGAAGCAGCAUUGCUUUUGGCUGCUGGUGCGAGAGGAAACCGUGCAGCUUUGCCAUCGUCAACAAUCAUGAUAAAGCAGCCCAUCGCCAGGUUUCAGGGUCAAGCAACGGAUAUCGACCUUGCAAGAAAAGAAGUAAAAAAUGUGAAGGCUGAUUUGGUUGAGCUCUACUCGAGGCAUAUAGGAAAAACUCCUGAGCAGAUUGAAGAGGAUAUUGGGCGCCCAAAAUACUUCAGUCCUAGUGAAGCAGUUGAAUAUGGUAUCAUCGAUAAGGUCUUGUACAAUGAAAGAGGAAAGGAAGACCGUGGCGUAGUUUCUGACCUGAAAAGAGCCCAACUUAUAUAGUUUUUCAAACUCACAUCUGAUUGUAUUGACAGUUUCAAGGUAAUUUAUGGCCGAUUAUUAGCAGCUGCAAGCUGCUAAACUUCAUUCUGGUACCUUAGAUUUUAGCUGUUACUGCCUGAAGCCCCAUUACCAGCAUUUAAGGAGGAGCUUGCCGUACUUGGAAAGCUCAUGUUUUAAGCGAGCAUUUCAUUACUGUGUCACUUCACUCCAAUCAGAGAAAAUUUUCUCCAGCUUUGUGAGCUCUGAUUAAGGCGGUUGUGUGUUUUUUUAAUUGCGUUAUUGUAAUGAGGUGAUUCUUUGCAAUUUCAUUAUGAUGAUCAUUCACUGUUUACCAGUA
Magnolia sinica is the source of this 1535-nucleotide messenger RNA. RefSeq names its product ATP-dependent Clp protease proteolytic subunit-related protein 4, chloroplastic-like. Bases 308 to 1198 code for a protein of 296 amino acids. Gene Ontology annotation, biological process: protein quality control for misfolded or incompletely synthesized proteins. Lineage: Eukaryota; Viridiplantae; Streptophyta; Magnoliopsida; Magnoliales; Magnoliaceae. The transcript has 7 exons. Gene Ontology annotation, cellular component: endopeptidase Clp complex. The record is from RefSeq and is a predicted model, not a curated record. Gene Ontology annotation, molecular function: ATPase binding; ATP-dependent peptidase activity; serine-type endopeptidase activity.